UAUUCCAUUCCAUUCCUAUACUCCACACAUCACACAACAAAUAAAUUCUCGAGAAUAUCCCCCCAUAGAGCAGGAUUUUAUUUUCGGUACCUGAAGUUUCUACACGAAAUUUGCGGCAAAUGGCAGAACAGUCGGAUCAGCUGAUGUUCAUCAGUGAACUGGAAAAUAUUGAAUGCGGCGAGUUCGAAUCGGUAUACACGAUCCAUGGAAAACCCAUUCUGCCUCCCAUGAUGACGGACUGGAAGCGCCUGGAAAUGAUGCGUCUGCGUUUGUGCGCCUUGACCCAGGAGGUUGUCCGCGAGAGAAACAAGUUGACCAACGUCGAAAAGGUGGAGGUCUCUACCAAUACCGACCCGGGGGCCCAGGGACCUAGACCCUUUGUCGUGAUGGGUCGAAUGCGUCAGAAACUAAAUCAAUCGGAGACCAUGAUCUAUGAUCACACCGCCAACAUGGUCAUGCAGGUCUCUGCCCCCUUCAAUGAGCCAAUUCUAAUGAAUUCUGAACUGAUGAUGGAGGAAGCUCCUCCAGCCCGGCCUCAGAGGGCCCAUAUUGUGUUCGCACCUGAGAAAUGGGGUACCUUGGAGAGUGGAUAUGUAGCCAAGUUGGACCCAAAGAAGACCGGCAACUUCCAGCCGAAGGAGAAGGCCAUACAACAACCUCUGCGAUCCGCCACUAGUCCGGAUCUUGCAAAGCUGCAACUCCAGCUCUUGCAAAGAAACCCACCAGAGCAGGCUUUGGCUAUUAAAAGUGAACCACGGAUUGGACACAGGCCUGCAGGGCAACAUCCCAACAAAGCUAAGAACCCUAGUCGAAUUCCCAAGCCAAUUGCCCAGAUAGUGGGAAGUAUUUCCAAGGAGACCAAACCGCAGAGUGCCCUCCAAGCGCGAAGCAACUAUGAUGCCAAGGUGGCUUCCAGACGCAACAAUCAGGUUAAGAAUCAGGUUUCGCCUGUCAAGCCGAAGUCUUCGAGAAUCCAAUCCAAGACCACCAACUUGAAUCUGCCAAAGAGCAUUCGGACUCCAGUACCGAUCCAUCAGAGGCCCGGCUAUGUGGAUAAAGAACUCAAGCUACAGAAGGACCUCUUGAAGUCCCUGGUCCUUCGGCAGGCGGAGGAGAAUCAGCGUCUGCAGGCCAGGAUGCAACAGCAGCAGCAGGGCCUCAUCGCCACCAUGAUCAACGAUCUCAACCACGUCGUCGAGAUCUCAAAUGACUUCCAUUCCUUGGGCAGGGCUUUGGAGCUGACCUCCUCCAGCACCUCGAGCGAUCCCAGCCAGAACUGAUCCCAAAUUGAGCACCUCCGGUGGCAGCAAUCUGCAGCACAAUGUCAAAAUUCAAGCGUUCAUUCGAGCACUAACUGAGCAAGCUCAGAGGAACAGGAGCACACGGGAAAACAUGUUACUCAAUCUUCCGCCAAGAAUUUUCAAUUCGUUGCGCCCUUCAGUUGGAAAUUGAAAAUUCUUGAUUGAAGGAUUUCUGAUUGAAAAUAUGGGAUUUUCAGAUCGCGGAAGAAGUUAAUGUAGUUAUUCGUUGCGAUCGAUGUCGGCAUGAGAGAAGGCUUCAAGCAUUUCUUCUGGACUGGCGAUUCUCAGGCGAAUUGUCCGUCCCUGCUCUUAAUACUUUAAUAAGAGUUUUGUAACAAAUCGAAA
Molecule: messenger RNA, 1646 nt
Organism: Drosophila eugracilis
Lineage: Eukaryota; Metazoa; Arthropoda; Insecta; Diptera; Drosophilidae
Exons: 2
Coding region: 120-1280 (386 amino acids)
Source: RefSeq, a predicted model, not a curated record